AUGGAUCUGGGUCUAGGACGUGUCCAGGCGCUACUGCAGCGUGUUGGAUCGCCACAUACCAAGUUCCCUGUGAUUCAUGUGGCAGGCACAAAUGGGAAGGGUAGUACGACGGCGUACUUAGCUGCACUAUUAUCGCAGGGCGCUGGUAUUCGCUCGGCACGCUUCAACUCACCUCACUUGGUCACAGCGCGUGAUAGUGUACGGCUUUCAAAUGGAGAGCCUAUUGAUGAAGUGACGUGGAAUCUCGCUGUGCAGCGAACGCAGGCAGCUGACGCUCGUGACACGCCGAUUGGGGCGACACCGUUUGAGCUGCUUACUGUUCAAGCCUUGCUGGCAUACACACUCUUACCACAGGCACAGCAACCGGAAGUGCUUGUGAUUGAAGUAGGUGUAGGUGGCAGGCUUGAUGCGACCAAUGUCUUCCCCUCGGACAAUGUCUUGGCCAGCGUGAUUUGCCCUAUCGCCAAAGAUCAUGAAAACUUGCUUGGCCAUGGCCUUGCUGCGAUUGCCCGGGAAAAGGUAGGUAUCCUAAAAUCGAACGGCCUGUGUGUUGUAGCGGACCAAACGCCUGUGUUCCGUAUCCCACCAUCGACCUCCCUCCUCCCGCCGCCUUCGUCUGAGGUCAUGAGCAGUAUUGUUGAGGCAUGCCAAGCGCAGCAAGCUUCUGUGGCUUUCACGCAAGUCCCCUGGUCAUCAAUUCAGCUAUGCAGUACACAUCCUCCCUUGCGUGCACCUGUCCAAUUUUCAUUGCCUUUGUACGAACCGAUGACUAUCACGGAAGGUGCUUCGUCGACGGCCCAAAUGCAUAUACCUGUCACGCUCGAGGCUUCCCUCUCUCGUGUUUCUGGUGCGAGCACCGCACUUCAAACACUAUGGAGCAUUGCUACUUUGCCAAUGCACUCUUCUCCAGCUGGUCCUGAUCGUUGGCAUGAUAUCCGCGCGCGCAUUCGGACCCAUCUCUUCCCUGACAACAAGCCUUCUCCGUCUCUCACGGCCAGUCUUGGGCAGUGUCGAUGGGAGGGUCGAUGUGAAUGGCAUAGUUUAGGCUCGCUGCCUUUACUAUUGGAUGGCGCACAUAAUGUGGCAUCAGCUUGGGCAUUGCGGCAGUAUUUGGAGCAAUGCUUGCAUGGUCUGCCGCCUGUUACCAUAUCCUGGAUCAUGGCUUUCUCCCAAGGCAAAGAUGUGGAGAGUAUGCUGGACAUUUUUUUGGCGGCGCACCCUGGCAUGACGCAUCGUGUAGCGUUUGUCCCCUUUUCUACGCCAGUAGAAGGCAUGCCAUGGGUUCGCUCCAUGCCGCCAUCGCAGCUUGUGGAAUCAGCCCAGCGUUUCUCGGUGCCUACUAGCUCGUAUACCUCUUUGUCCGAUGCUUUGCACGCAACGUCGUCGUCUGACACUUCUCAUAUGCAUUUGGUCGUCGUAUGUGGGAGUUUGUACCUCGUGAGCGACUUUUACCGUACUAAUGCUCUUGUUACAUAG
Molecule: messenger RNA, 1476 nt
Organism: Malassezia pachydermatis
Lineage: Eukaryota; Fungi; Basidiomycota; Malasseziomycetes; Malasseziales; Malasseziaceae
Product: folylpolyglutamate synthase
Exons: 1
Coding region: 1-1476 (491 amino acids)
Biological process (GO): folic acid-containing compound biosynthetic process
Cellular component (GO): cytosol; mitochondrion; cytoplasm
Molecular function (GO): ATP binding; tetrahydrofolylpolyglutamate synthase activity; dihydrofolate synthase activity
Source: RefSeq, a predicted model, not a curated record